AGGGCGCGUGGGGCGCGAGGGGCGCGGGACAUCAUGAGUCAGCAGCGGACGGCGCGGAAACUGCCCAGCCUGCUGGUGGACCCGGCUCAGGAGACCGUGCGCCGCCGCUGCCGGGACCCCAUCAACGUAGAGAACCUACUGCUUCUAGCCAGGUGUGGUGGCCCAGUUCUGUAAUGCCAGACCUUGGGAGGCAGAGGCAGAAGGAUGCCAUCAAAAAUAAGGAUCAAUCUAGAAGAAAAUGUACAGUAUGUGUCCAUGAGAAAAGCUCUGAAGGUGAAGAGGCCCCGGUUUGAUGUGUCGCUGGUCUACUUAACUCGGAAGUUUAUGGAUCUUGUCAGAUCCGCCCCGGGGGGCAUUCUUGACCUAAACAAGGUUGCCACAAAACUGGGUGUCCGGAAGAGGCGUGUGUAUGACAUCACCAAUGUCUUGGACGGCAUCGAACUGGUGGAAAAGAAAUCUAAGAACCACAUUCGGUGGAUAGGAUCUGACCUGAACAACUUUGGGGCAGCACCCCAACAGAAGAAGCUGCAGGCUGAGCUCUCCGACCUGUCGGCGAUGGAAGACGCUCUGGACGAGUUGAUUAAAGAUUGUGCUCAGCAACUGCUGGAGUUAACAGAUGACAAAGAAAACGAAAGACUAGCCUACGUGACCUAUCAGGAUAUUCACGGCAUUCAAGCUUUCCACGAACAGAUUGUCAUUGCAGUGAAGGCUCCAGAGGAAACCAGACUGGAUGUUCCGGCUCCCAGAGAAGAUUCUAUCACAGUGCAUAUCAGGAGCACCAAAGGACCCAUUGAUGUUUAUUUGUGUGAAGUAGAACAGAACCACUCAAAUGGUAAAACAGCUGAUGGAGUAGGGGCCUCUCCAUCUGACAGCAAACAUCUACAAAGCCCAGAGAAAGAAGACAAGCCUCUUCAGUGAGUGAAGAUUUCUCAGAGUGAGCGGCUGAUAGCAGUUCAGUGAUGAAGGUCUUUGGAUCAUGCCCCGUGGGUGAAUCAUGUGCCCCAUCCCGAGUGGGUGAAUCAUGUGCCCGUCUGAUCCUCAGCAAUAAGUCUCCUUGGAGUGCCCUUGUGACCGACCUUAUUCUAGACUUGUAGCAGCACUGAAGGCCAGUAGUGUCCUCCCACAUAGCCUCAAGCACAGGUUCCCGAUGGCUUCCCCAUUCAGAAUCAGCUCCUUUGAUAAUUCUUCACUGCCUUUUGUCAGUGAAAUAGACCUCUUGCCUCCUAAAAUCAUCUUAUAACAAAGACUAGCACAAGGACAGACAGCUGGCCAGCUGGUCGUGGACUGUGCCCUGACGGAUAUAGAUAGUGUCCGCUUCACAGGAGAAUUGCCUUACACUGGUUCACAUUUGCAGUUAGGUGUCGUGCACUGGUGAGGUGUACGCACAGGACCAAAUGUGGCACCUUUGUCCAUAUGUGUAUCAUGUGUAGUUUGUUUAUGAAAUAUGUCUAAGUGACACUUCCACCCUAGAACACCCAAAAUAAUGUAUGUAGGAAAAAUGACCAACAGAUGGCUAGUCCCUCAGUUCCUGUAACUUAUUAGAACCCUCUGGAUGGGGGUGAGAGGAGUUUUCUAAAGUUUUACAUGUAGAAGUUUCACAGAUGCCUGUACAUUUAGGUUAUAUACUUAAAGUGUUUUAAUACGGUCUGCAGUGCUACAAUUGAAGCCACAUACUCCUGAUUUUAAGCUGCCUACAGAGUCAUGCCCCAGUAGAUUGAUGGCAUGCCUCAAAAGCACUGGGGGCAAGUACAGAAUUCUGUCUGGCAACAGAUCAGUUCACUACAAUGUGAAUUUGGUCCUGGUGAUAUUAAAAGCAUUAUUGUGCUUUUCAUGAGCAGAUUUUAUAAUGUGUUUCCGUGUGUAGCCUUGCUCCUCAGUCAGAGGACCUUACCUCCUGUGCAUUGUACCCCGCUCCAGCUCUCAUCCCGCCUUCCCAGUCACCUAGCGCUCUCUACCUCAGUGGGUAAGUCAUUUACCUCUCUGUGCCUCAAUCAACUCAGUAAUUUACCACUAGACUGUGAGCUCCGCGAGAGACAUUUGUUCAUAGUCGCUCUCAGCGCCCUGUACCACGCCUAGUCCAAAACAAGCGCCCAGUGAAUGUCCAGCAAACUCAUGAAUGGGCGAGUGCAACGUGGGGCUGAUGGAACCUGGUUUGUGCAGAAGUCUGGGAGCAUCCUUAGUGUGUUAAACCUCUCCUGCUUUACAAGAGAUUUGAAGCAGCCUGAAAUAACAAUCAUGUAUACAAAGUAGGGAUCCAAAAUUAAAGUAUUAAAAAAAUA
This is a messenger RNA of Rattus norvegicus (Norway rat), 2279 nucleotides long. It is a transcript of the gene E2f6, whose product is annotated as E2F transcription factor 6. Gene Ontology annotation, cellular component: transcription regulator complex; MLL1 complex; RNA polymerase II transcription repressor complex. NCBI's taxonomy places the organism in Eukaryota, Metazoa, Chordata, Mammalia, Rodentia, Muridae. The record is from RefSeq and is a predicted model, not a curated record. Gene Ontology annotation, molecular function: DNA-binding transcription factor activity; protein dimerization activity; RNA polymerase II transcription regulatory region sequence-specific DNA binding. Gene Ontology annotation, biological process: negative regulation of transcription by RNA polymerase II; regulation of transcription by RNA polymerase II; regulation of DNA-templated transcription.